UGGGAAUUUAAAGGUCACCGGAAGUUAGGAUCACAAGCAGUGUUGCUAACUGUCAGCUCCAGUGACAGUACCGUGAGUGUCUGGCACUGUACAGAAGUAAUAGUCAGAGAUAUUGGACAGUGUGCAGGAGCAAUUACCGUAGGAAGAAUGUGGCCAGACCAGUGAAUGAGUCACAGUAUUGAUGGUGGAAUUGAUGUCUGAGAAAGCUUGUUGCUGUUGGCUGGAAAGUAAAGCGACCAGACGACAGGGAUAGUUUACAAUAUGGCCAGUAGCAACUACAGAAUAAGACAGAAAGAGAAAACCAAGGCAGGGUCUGAGGUGUUCCCAACCAAGGAGGAUAUCAUGUCCACUUUGGAGCAGUUUGGAGAGAAGAAUAACUCUGAGUGUGCCCCGCCCACUGAUAGCACCCCCAGUACCCCAGGGAGACUAGACUACAGCAGCUAUGAGCAGAUAGACACACCUAAUACUGGCUCUAGUAUCACUAAUUCCUACUGUUCUGAGUGGGAGAGGCUAUUUGAGCGUCCAGAUUACAUGAAGAUAGUCAGGCGGCUGGGAGUGGAGGGGCACCUGAGGAGUACACGAUUUAGGAGUGUCAUUUGGAAGCUGUACCUGGAGGUACUUCCAGAAGACCAGGAUCAGUGGAUAGAGAAGACAAGACAGAAGAGACAGGAGUAUGAGGACCUCAAAGACAAGUUGAUCACCAACCCGCGGCAAGGUCAAGCAGAGGACCUGAGUGUGAACAACCCACUGUCACAGGCUGAGGAGAGUCCAUGGAACCAAUUUUUUCUGGACAACGAACUGAGACUGACGAUCAAACAAGAUGUUAUUAGAACUUUUCCUGAGCUGGAAUUUUUCCAGCAUGACAAGCACGGUGUUCAACCUAUGAUGGUCAAGAUUUUGUUUUGUUUUGCCCGUGCCACAGACUCUAAAUACAAGCAGGGAAUGCAUGAACUUCUGGCACCUCUGAUAUUUGUGCUCCACUGUGAUCACCAGGCUUUCCUUCACGCCACUGAGAUGGAAUCAGUAGAUCAGUUUCCUGAUGAUCAAAGAGACAUAGUGAAAGAGUUACUCGACCCACGCUACAUUGAACAUGAUGCAUACACAAUGUUCUGUCAGAUAAUGGAGACUGUGGAACCAUGGUAUAUUUCCAAAGAAAUUUACCCAAACAAGAAGCAAGGAAUCAUUCAUGCCCAGCCAUUUGUGAAGCUACAGGAUCUGCCGUCUAACGUCAUCGUGAACAAACUGAUCCGUAUCCAGGACUACAUCUUGAAGAAGUAUGACAUUGAGUUGCACAUGCAUCUGGAGAGACUGGAGAUUGCGCCGCAGAUCUACGGAAUACGCUGGGUUCGACUUUUAUUUGGCAGGGAGUUCCCGAUGCAGGACCUGCUGGUAUUAUGGGAUGCAAUAUUUGCUGAUGGGAUUUCCUUUGACCUGGUGGACUAUGUGUUUGUGUCCAUGUUACUGUACAUCAGAGACUUGUUGUUGACAGGAGACUAUGUAACCUGUCUGACCAGUCUAAUGAAGUACCCACCUGUAGGUGACAUCAACUACAUGAUAGAAAAGGCUUUAUACCUGAGGGAACCAAAUGACAGACCUAAACCUCCAAACUACACAUACCAAAUACCCAAUGCAGCCAAGAAGAGGAGAGAUCAAAACAAAAUAACAGCCAGUAAUUUAGCUGAGAAGAUUAAGUCAAGCUUUAAUGCUUCAAGUUUUGCUACGCUGACUAGACGAGGAGGAAGCAAUCGACCACAGACUAUUUCAACGAAUCAAAAGAUCUCCAAGUCAUCUAGUGAACCAAUGAACCUUGUGACAGACAAAUCACCAGAUAAAGAGAAGGCUCCCAGUGUACCGGGCAGUAAGAAGACAGGCUCCACUGCCAGUCUAUCCAAGAUAGAACAGAUGACCAGUGGCCUGGACUCUACCAGUGUGGACAACACCCCCUCAGAGAGUAGCAGUAACAGCAUGGCACGACUGGAGACAACAUCCAGCACUGGUCAGCAGUCCAGUGGAGCAGUUAGUGGGGGAAGAGUAGAGCAGUUUGAGGCAGUCAACAGCAAGGGUCAGCCUAUCAGACCACCGGGUACACCUCCCACCAGACACAAGGGGAAGAAGUUUGCACCAUCUGUAAUGGAGUCUGAGCUGAGUCAUAAACUGGCAUAUGCCCAGGGCCAAGUCAAUGAUAUGGAGGCCAUGGCCAGAUACUGUGCCAGUAAGAUGGAUAUACACAUAGAAAAGCUUCAGUCAGAGUUGCUACAUCAGAAUGUGGAGAAUGAAGAUGAAAUACUCCUGUCUUUAGCUGGACUAAAGCAGGUACGUGACAUUCUGAAGGGAACUCUUAAAUUUCAAAGAGGUCUUGAGUCAGAAGAGUUUUCUAUUAGAGAAAACCACUACCAAGAAGUACAUCAGCAAGCUGAGUCAUCAUUGGACAGAAAGAAGUCAGAUGACCAAUUUUCAACAUCUUCAUCCAAUCAGAAUGGGACAUUCAAUAUGCCUGCUGUACAGCAGUUGUAUGCUGGCAGCAGUGAGGAUGGUUUUAGUGACAGUCCUUCCCCAGUUUUGGAGAACAAAACAUUCUUGAGUGAUAACCCUACUAACACACAUGGGCGAUACGUUAUUGAACCUUCCCCAAAUUUUAGAGCUGACAUUGUUAUGGCUGGAAGUCCACAAACUAAGAAACGCUACAGUCACGAUUUUAGCCGACGCAGACACGGCAGCGGGAGAAGAAGCCACUCUGACUCAGAAGACGCUGCUGGUUUAUUAGAAAGCUCAAUGGAAGUACACAAUCCUACUGGGAAGCUGAGUUUUGAUUGGUCCUGAGAUAUAUUUUUAAAAACUACUUUUAUUGUGUUUGGGUCACAAUAUUUCUUUAAUGUGUCAUUGUACUAGUACAUGUUAGCACUAUUUCAUGUCUGAGAGAAUGAUCGUUAAAUAUUUGUGGUUAGUUUCUUUGAUUUCUAUUUUCCUGACAAAUUGCCAAGAAGUUAAAACCAAUGAAAUGUCUGUUAGAGCUUCCAUUUUUACUUCAUUCAAGAGGAUAAAUACAGGUAUAUUAAGAUAUUUAUGUUGUCUGAAUUAUGCCAGUAUUGUAUGAUAAUCAUUGUGGUAUCAGUGGAUAUAAGAUGAACCCAAAGACAAACUUCUAGUUGUCAGUGCUACUGCAAUAACUUCAUUUCUGGAAAAAAGGUGCUAUUGCUUACACUGAAUUUAGGGAAAAGUGCAACUUAACAUUUUCAAAUAAUAUUGUUUUAAUUACACUAAAGUGUACCAUUGUCAUACUUAAUUUCCAAGUAAGAGAAGGAAUGAAGUGAAGAGAAAAAAUGAGAUGACAAGGAAGUGUUCACCACACUGGUCAAGAUAAGUGAAGCCAACUUUAGAGUUUCUGAGCCGUGACCUGUGUGUAUUUAGACACAACCUUCACUUUUGAAAGAAGUUACAUGCCAUUUCAGAUGGUAAACUGGCAUUAUGAAUAUUGGUAAGUCAUGCUAGAAUUGGGUCAUAUGACAUUUGUAUUAAAGAAGUUAUAAAUGCAAUCAUUCACA
This is a messenger RNA of Lingula anatina, 3542 nucleotides long. RefSeq names its product TBC1 domain family member 5. Gene Ontology annotation, biological process: activation of GTPase activity. Gene Ontology annotation, molecular function: GTPase activator activity. Lineage: Eukaryota; Metazoa; Brachiopoda; Lingulata; Lingulida; Lingulidae. The record is from RefSeq and is a predicted model, not a curated record.